AUGCCUCGUCGCAAGCGUGCCGCCGCCGAGUUCAUCGAUCUCACAGCAGAUUCUCCUGAGCCAGUUCGUAAACGACCAGCUGUGUCUUCUUCGCAAACUUCUCGGGCACCUCUUGGCCUAAAUUAUGCAUCUCAGAGGAGCCAGUCGUUUGCUUAUCCAGCGGCUACACAAGAGCCAGACUAUCUGGACUUGACGCAAGACGACGACACCGCCGACAAAGAGUUUUAUGGCACUUUUGAUGGCAAAAUCGUUGGGGUGAGGCACUAUGAUGGAUAUGCUUCCCCUGGCGAGGCCGUCUUGUGUUGCAGAGAGCCGGAAAAUCGGUAUGACAGAAAUGCUAUCCGCAUAGACAACGUGCUUCACCAACAAAUCGGCCACUUGCCUCGCAAAAUUGCUGAGAAGCUCGCCCAUUACAUUGACUCUGGAGAUCUCACCGUGGAAGGCCAAAUCAUAGGAGAAAAGGCCUACUAUGAUUGUCCCAUAAGACUGUCCUUUUACGGGUCAAGUGAUCCUGCGGAGCGGACCAGAAUCGAGGGUGCUCUAAAGGCAGACAAAUUUGUCAAGGCUACUCAGCUUAAGAAGACCAGGAAGGAAGCCGAGGCACGUAGGGUAGUGCUUGGGCUGUCUCAAAGUAUCUCGACAGCUGGCAUCGACACUAGCCAGGCGAUUCCCGAAGUGUCACUCGAGGAAAUCCUCCAGUCUAGCGAUGCCAUCGAGUUCCGCAAAGGCGGUGAUGCCAUCAAGACCCUGGCAAUGGGCGAGGAUGAGCUGUCCAAGAUGCCCCAGGCCGAACAACCCGGUCAGCUCAAGUCUACUCUCUUGCCAUAUCAGCUACAGGGUCUGGCCUGGAUGCAAUCGAAAGAGAGCCCCAAACUUCCAGCUGUGGGUUCGGAUACGAUAACCCAGUUGUGGAGACGCGACAACAAGGGCCGGUUUUGGAAUGUCGCCUCUGAGUUCAUCACCUCCAAGCCGCCAACGCUCUUCUCGGGCGGUAUCCUUGCGGACGAUAUGGGUUUGGGAAAGACGCUCCAAAUCAUCAGCUUAAUCCUUACCGGUGGCCCUGGUUCAACGCUGAUAGUUGCUCCCGUUAGUGUGAUGAGCAACUGGGAGCAGCAGAUCCGAAGGCACGUCAAAGAGGAACAUCAACCCAGUAUCCUGAUAUAUCAUGGCGCCAAGAAAGUGGCGGCCAAAGAGCUCGAGGGAUACGACGUUGUCAUUACUAGCUAUGGCACACUUGCCAAGGAACUGGAUGACGGCGUCAGCAAGACUCUCUUGAGCCCAAAGAAGAACUGGCGGCGAGUUGUGCUCGAUGAAGGGCACACAAUAAGGAACGUCAAGACUAAGGCGGCUCUGGCAGCCUGUGAGCUCCACGCCCAGUCCCGUUGGGUGCUGACGGGAACUCCAAUUGUCAAUUCCGUCAAGGAUCUCCAAUCUCUGGUCAAGUUCCUGCAUAUUACAGGAGGCAUUGAGCAGCCUGAGAUAUUUGGGAAUGCAAUCUCGCGCAAACUAAUGAUGGGCGAUCGCAGUGGGGAGGUCCUUUUGCAAUCUCUGAUGCAGGAUAUUUGUCUGCGUCGCAGGAAAGACAUGAAAUUUGUCGACCUCAAACUUCCCAAGAAGACAGAGUACCUCCACCGAAUUACCUUCCACCCAGAAGAGCAGGCCAAAUACGACGCUCUGUUAUCUGAGGCCAGGGGCGUGUUGGAGGAAUACCAAGCAAGAUCGCAAAGUGGACAGAAGGGCCGCUUCCAAAAUGUGUUGGAGCGCCUUCUUCGGCUUCGGCAGUCAUGCAACCACUGGACUCUAUGCAGAGAACGGAUUAAUGAUCUGAUGCAAAUGCUCAAAGACCAGGACGUUGUACCUCUGACCGAGAAGAACCGCGCCCUGCUGCAGGAAGCUCUUCGGCUGUACAUUGACAGCCAAGAAGACUGCGCAAUCUGCUACGACGUGCCUACUAACCCCGUGAUUACAAACUGCCAGCAUGUGUUUUGUCGCCACUGCAUCUCCAGGGCAAUUCAGCUGCAGCACAAAUGUCCCAUGUGCCGCAACCCGCUGACAGAGGACAGUCUUCUGGAACCAGCCCCCGAGGGAACCUUUGAUAAGAACUUUGACACUGAACAGCAGAGUUCAAAGACAGAGGCAAUGCUACAGAUAAUUCGGGCUACAUUGAAGAAUGAUGGCUCGAAAAUCGUCAUCUUCUCACAGUGGACAUCAUUCCUCGACAUUGUGGAGAAGCAGCUCCAAGGUGCCGGUUUGAAGUACUGCAGGAUUGACGGAAGCAUGAAUACAGACAGACGAGAUCAGGCCAUCGAUGCUCUCGACAAUGAUUCAGAGACGCGCAUUCUGCUGGCCAGUCUGGCGGUUUGUAGCGUGGGGCUUAACCUUGUUUCCGCGGAUACGGUCGUUUUAUCCGACAGCUGGUGGGCGCCAGCAAUCGAAGACCAAGCCGUUGAUCGAGUCCAUCGUCUCGGCCAAAGACGCGAGACGAAGAUUUGGCGUCUCGUCAUGGAAAACACUGUUGAGGAGCGUGUGCUGGAUGUCCAGCAGGAGAAGCGCGACCUGGUCACCAAGGCGUUUCAGGAAAAGGACAAGGUAAAGAAGUCCAACGAGACGAGAAUGGCGGAUGUGAUGAAGCUGCUUUCUUAG
Molecule: messenger RNA, 2643 nt
Organism: Trichoderma aggressivum f. europaeum
Lineage: Eukaryota; Fungi; Ascomycota; Sordariomycetes; Hypocreales; Hypocreaceae
Exons: 9
Coding region: 1-2643 (880 amino acids)
Biological process (GO): DNA repair
Cellular component (GO): nucleus
Molecular function (GO): zinc ion binding; ATP-dependent chromatin remodeler activity; hydrolase activity, acting on acid anhydrides, in phosphorus-containing anhydrides
Source: RefSeq, a predicted model, not a curated record